AUGUCUUCCGAUUCUGGCAGACAACUUUUGCCCACAAAUGUUAAACCUCUUCAUUACUAUCUAACUUUGGAGCCAUUGUUUGAUCGUUUCAAGUUCAAUGGUCAAGAGGUUAUCGAUCUUGAGGUUCAAGACGAUUCAGACUCAAUUACUCUUCAUACUUUGGAAAUUGAUAUUUUAGAUACCUCCUUGACCACUGGUACUGGUGAUAUCGUUAAGCCUGUUGGCAUUACCACCAAUGAAGAUGAUCAAACUACCACCUUUAAAUUUAACGAGACUCUUUUGAAAAGGGGACAAAUCGCCAAUUUACACAUUAAAUUUGUCGGUGAAUUGAAUGAUAAGAUGGCCGGUUUCUAUCGUUCCACAUAUGAGGAGAAUGGUGAGGUUAAGUACCUUGCUACCACUCAGAUGGAGCCUACUGACUGCCGUCGUGCCUUCCCCUGUUUCGACGAACCCAAUUUGAAGGCUAGAUUUUCAAUCAGCUUGAUUGGUAACAAGAAGCUUACAUUUUUGUCGAACAUGGAUGUAAAACAGGAAGAAGGUAUCGAUUCUACCAGGAAGAAAGUCGUUUUCAAUGCCACUCCACCCAUGUCCACCUACCUUGUUGCCUUUAUAGUGGGUGAUUUGUCGUACGUCGAGUCGGAAUACAAGUUUAAUGACGUCCCUGUCAGAGUUUAUACAACUCCUGGCUAUGAGGCAAAGGGUCAAUAUGCUGCAGAGCUCGGUGCCCGUGCUUUAGAGUACUACGAGAAGUGUUUCGGUAUCAAAUACCCACUUCCAAAAAUGGAUAUGGUUGGUAUCCAUGACUUCAGUGCAGGUGCUAUGGAAAAUUGGGGUGUCGUUACUUACCGAAUGGUUGAUCUUCUCUAUGACGAGCAGAAAUCCACCUUGGACACUAAAUUGAGGGUCUCGGAAGUUGUGGCCCAUGAAUUGGCUCACCAAUGGUUUGGUAACUAUUGUACUCUUGAUUUCUGGGAUUCUCUUUGGUUAAACGAAAGUUUUGCUACCUAUAUGUCCUGGAAAUGUUGUAACGAGUUCUAUCCUGACUGGAAAGUCUGGGAGAACUUUGUUGGCGAAUCUUUGCAGUACGCCUUAUCUUUGGAUGGUCUUCGUUCUUCGCACCCUAUUGAAGUUCCUGUUAAGCGUGCUGAUGAGAUCAAUCAGAUAUUUGAUGCCAUUUCUUAUGAAAAGGGUUCCUCUGUGUUGAGAAUGCUCGCAAACUGGCUGGGUGAAGACGUGUUCAUCCAGGGUGUUUCUAAGUACUUGAAGAAGCAUGCAUUUUCCAAUGCCAAAACCGAAGCUCUUUGGGAGGCCCUAUCUGAAGUGUCUGGUAAGGAUGUUGAAGGAACCAUGAAAGUAUGGACCGAGAGAGUCGGCUAUCCAUUGGUGUCCAUUAAAGAAAGUGGCUCUAAUGUGAUUGCUACGCAGCAUAGAUUUCUCACUACUGGCGACGUCAAGCCUGAGGAUGACGGUACCGUUUAUCCUAUUUUCCUUGGUCUCAAGACCGAUGCCGGACUUGAUGAGUCUGUUGUAUUCGAUAAGCGUUCAAUGGAAGUUCCUGUGAAGGACAAGUCCUCGUUUUUCAAAGUGAAUGGUAAUUCCAACGGCGUCUUCCGUGUUAAUUACGAGCCUGAAAGAUGGGCCAAAUUGGGUAAGGCUGCAUCGAAGUUGUCCGUGGAAGAUCGUAUCGGCCUGGUUGCAGAUGCGGGUGCUUUGGCAGUGCCGGGUUUCUCCAAGACUAGUAACUUAUUGUCUCUUGUGUCUGGAUGGAAGUCCGAGUCUUCAGUUUUCGUCUGGGACGAGAUUCUCACUCGUUUGGCUGCCAUAAGAGGUGCUUGGUUGUUUGAGGACAGGGCCGUUAAAGAUGCCAUCAAGUCGCUUACCCUCGAUCUUGUUGGAGAGAAGUCCAAUACUUUAGGUUGGAAGUUCGGCAAGCAUGAAUCUUUCUUGGAUCAAAGAUUGAAGGGACUUUUGUUUGGAUCUGCUCUUAGCGCUGGGGACUGUACCGUGGUUGCAGCUGCAGAUAAGAUGUUUGCGGACUACGUUGCUGGGGACAAGGAAGCUAUUCAUCCAAAUUUAAGGGUCAGUAUCUUCAAUAGCAUUGCAUCCAAAGGAGGAGAGAAGGAAUUCAAGCAGUUGGUGUCCAUCUACGAGCAUCCACAGUCAAUGGAUGAAAAGAUUGCUGCAUUGAGAUCGCUGGGUAGAUUUGAAGACUCUGCAAUCUUAUCCAGGGUUCUUUCUUUACUACUAGAUGGUACUGUAAGAUCCCAGGACAUCUACAUUCCAUUGCAAGGUAUGCGUAUACACAAGCUUGGUGUGGAGAUGUUGUUCAAAUGGAUGUGUGAGAAAUGGGACACUUUGUGUCACAUGCUUCCUCCAGGCUUGAGUAUGCUUGGAUCCGUUGUUCAACUCUGUACCUCCGGCUUCACCAAGGAGGAACAGUAUAAGAAGGUUGAAGAGUUCUUCCAGACUAAGGAUACUAAGGGUUUCAACCAGGGUUUGGCUCAAGCCUUGGAAACUAUAAAGAGUAAAUCCGGUUGGGUUGCAAGAGAUUCUAAGGACGUUGAAGCUUGGUUGAAGGCCAACGGAUACUUGAAAUAA
Molecule: messenger RNA, 2598 nt
Organism: Brettanomyces nanus
Lineage: Eukaryota; Fungi; Ascomycota; Pichiomycetes; Pichiales; Pichiaceae
Exons: 1
Coding region: 1-2598 (865 amino acids)
Biological process (GO): proteolysis; peptide catabolic process
Cellular component (GO): cytoplasm
Molecular function (GO): peptide binding; metalloaminopeptidase activity; zinc ion binding
Source: RefSeq, a predicted model, not a curated record